Molecule: messenger RNA, 1595 nt
Organism: Impatiens glandulifera
Lineage: Eukaryota; Viridiplantae; Streptophyta; Magnoliopsida; Ericales; Balsaminaceae
Product: serine/threonine-protein phosphatase PP2A-2 catalytic subunit-like
Exons: 6
Coding region: 270-1190 (306 amino acids)
Biological process (GO): mitotic cell cycle; peptidyl-serine dephosphorylation
Cellular component (GO): cytoplasm
Molecular function (GO): protein serine/threonine phosphatase activity
Source: RefSeq, a predicted model, not a curated record
AGAGAGAUUCAUUCUUGUGCUUGGAGACGAAUCUCAAUUUUAGGAAAUGAUGAGGAAAUGAGGGGCUGAGAUUGACCUCUGUGGGAUCUGAAUCCCCGAUCCUUGAACGAAACCCUAAUAGUCUGGGAUGCUGCUUCGGUUCGAUUUUUGAGUUCAAUUUCAUUUGACUAAAUCCAUUUUCGUUGUUUGCGUUCUUCUUGUCUGAUUUCCCGUCCCGUCUCCCUCUCCCGUCUCUCGUUCCCGUUCCAAGGGAAAUACCAUACCAUAGAAUGCCGUCGCUUUCGGACGUCGAUCGGCAAAUCGAGCAGUUAAUGGACUGCAAGCCUCUGUCGGAAACGGAUGUCAAGACUCUCUGCGAUCAGGCUAGAGCUAUUCUUGUCGAGGAAUGGAACGUACAGCCGGUAAAGUGCCCGGUCACGGUUUGCGGUGAUAUUCAUGGACAAUUCUAUGAUCUUAUUGAGUUAUUUAAGAUUGGGGGGAAAUCUCCAGACACCAACUAUCUUUUCAUGGGCGACUAUGUUGAUCGCGGUUACUAUUCAGUGGAGACUGUAACACUUUUAGUGGCUCUUAAGGUUCGUUACAGGGAUAGAAUUACCAUCCUCAGAGGAAAUCAUGAAAGCAGGCAGAUUACUCAAGUGUAUGGUUUCUAUGAUGAAUGUUUGAGGAAGUAUGGAAAUGCCAAUGUUUGGAAGCACUUCACUGACCUUUUUGAUUAUUUACCCCUCACUGCCCUUAUUGAGAGCCAGGUUUUCUGUUUACAUGGAGGACUCUCCCCUUCUUUGGAUACAUUGGACAACAUUCGUUCAUUAGACCGCAUACAGGAGGUUCCACAUGAAGGACCUAUGUGUGACCUAUUAUGGUCUGACCCAGAUGAUAGAUGUGGGUGGGGAAUAUCUCCACGUGGUGCUGGUUAUACCUUUGGGCAGGACAUAGCUUCUCAAUUUAAUCAUACCAAUGGUCUUACCCUCAUUUCAAGAGCUCACCAACUUGUCAUGGAAGGUUACAAUUGGUGUCAGGAGAAGAAUGUGGUGACAGUAUUUAGUGCUCCAAACUACUGUUACCGAUGUGGGAACAUGGCUGCAAUACUGGAAAUUGGGGAGAAGAUGGAUCAGAACUUCCUUCAAUUCGAUCCAGCACCACGCCAGAUCGAGCCCGACACUACUCGAAAGACUCCUGAUUAUUUUUUAUGAUCAAUCAUACACAAAUUCCAUCCAUCACUGGUUUGUUUUUCCAUUCUCUGCUAUACCUUAGAUGAUGAUGUGCCUCUGAGGAAGGCCACCAAGUUUUCUCAUCUUUUUUUUUCUUCUAUAUUUUGUUUUCUGUAUUAUUGUUGUAUAUGUAAAAAAAAAGUACUAAAGAAACAGCUGUUACUGUAAUUUUUCUAGACAACCAUUUUUAAUGAUGGAUAGAAGAAGAAGAGAAAGCCUUUCCUCUGGUGUCUAGAGUCCACACACAAUUGCUUGCAAGCUUAAAGAAGCACACUAUUUUCAUUUGUCCAAAUUAGUUAUUUCAGUUGGUUUUGUUCAAUUUAGUCUAUAGUUAGUGAGUUAGUUACUUUUGAUUUCUUUUAAUUUAUAGUUACACUUGAUGUCCUA